GAAAGGUAGAGAUGAGAGCUUGGGCCUCCCAUCAUCCAAACAGGUCCCCUCCCCGGUGCGUCGUUGUGGCUUGCUUCCUGGAAAACCGACUCCGGAAUUACAGAUUUUCCUGGCGACAAUCAUGGAGCAGAACAGCCCCCAACACCUGAGCGUCACCAUUGGCGAAUCCCGUCGCGAGCUCCUCUCUCCCCUCCCCGACGAUCCUCCCCCUUCCUCCAUGGACGUCUUCGUCGACGACGACGACGGCUACGACGGCUCCUCCGCUCCCUCAUGGCGUCUCAGCCUCACCGAGUUCCACCUCCCUCCCCGCGACCCCCACCGCCGCCGCCCCUCUCUCGCUUCUCCUGCCGCCACCUUCUCCCUGCUCCGAGGAAAGAGCGCAAGAUAGCAGAAUAUUACGAGAAACAGGAAAGCCUUCUCGAAGGGUACAAUGAGAUGGAGGCCAUGACUGACUCAGAUUGUUUUCCAGGAAGCCUAACUGAGGAUGAAAUGAAGCAGCUCGCAAAGAGUGAAAGAUUUGCGGUCCAUAUUUCAAACAUAGCAAACUUGGUGCUUUUCAUAGCAAAGGUCUUCGCUUCUGUUGAGAGCAGAUCGCUGGCAGUUAUCGCCUCAACCUUGGAUUCAUUCUUAGAUCUACUAUCAGGUUUUAUUUUGUGGUUCACGGCACAUGCUAUGAGGAAACCAAACCAAUAUCAUUACCCUAUUGGUAAGAAGCGGAUGCAACCAGUGGGUAUCAUUGUAUUUGCUUCAGUUAUGGCAACUCUUGGCUUACAAAUCCUGCUGGAGUCUGCUCGAGAAAUUCUCUCCAAGUCACGCCCAGAUACUGAUCAUGAGAAGGAGAAGUGGAUGAUUGGGAUUAUGGUUUCUGUUACAGUAGUGAAGUUUGCCCUUAUGAUUUAUUGCCGAAGAUUCAAGAAUGAAAUCGUCAGAGCAUAUGCUCAAGAUCAUUUCUUUGAUGUUGUAACUAAUUCUGUCGGUCUGGCGGCGGCUGUCCUAGCCAUCCAAUACUACUGGUGGAUAGAUCCAGUUGGAGCUAUAAUAAUAGCAAUAUAUACCAUAAGCACGUGGGCAAGAACGGUGAUCGAGAAUGUAUGGUUGCUUAUCGGAAGAACGGCCCCACCUGAAUUUAUAGCGAAGUUAACAUAUCUCAUUUGGAACCACCAUGAAGAGAUCAAGCACAUUGACACGGUGAGAGCUUACACUUUUGGUUCUCAUUACUUCGUGGAGGUGGACAUAGUAUUACCUGAAGACAUGCUCUUGAACCAAGCCCACAAUAUUGGGGAAAUGCUUCAAGAGAAGCUGGAGCGAUUGCCCGAAGUUGAGCGAGCUUUCGUCCAUAUUGAUUUUGAGUUUACUCAUACGCCUGAGCACAAGAAUAAAGUAUGAGGCGGAUGAUCACAUCUGACCAUCUAGAAUCAGGCGGCUACUCCCUCGUCUUAUUCCGUUUUAUGCAAAUGCUUUUACUACAAAAGCAUUUUGUCCUCACUGAUACGUGUUGAAGAUCAGUGUUUGGUUGAAACGAUGUCCUUAUUAUUAGUAGGAACUACUUUUGAAAUGGUGCGCCAUUUCAUUUUGUUCUUUCAUUGUGAGGACUGAACUAUUGGAGAGAGAUGCUUGAAAUCUUCGUUUGUCACGUGGGAGGAAGUUAUUGGCUUUUUAAGACCUUAGGUUUUUUCCUCGAGGUAAGCAUUCUUCCCCCACACUAGCGCUUCCAUGUAAUAAAAUUUUUCUG
Eucalyptus grandis is the source of this 1732-nucleotide messenger RNA. Its product is annotated as metal tolerance protein 10. Gene Ontology annotation, cellular component: membrane. Gene Ontology annotation, molecular function: monoatomic cation transmembrane transporter activity. Bases 271 to 1386 code for a protein of 371 amino acids. The record is from RefSeq and is a predicted model, not a curated record. Gene Ontology annotation, biological process: monoatomic cation transport; transmembrane transport. The transcript has 6 exons. Lineage: Eukaryota; Viridiplantae; Streptophyta; Magnoliopsida; Myrtales; Myrtaceae.